Messenger RNA from Folsomia candida, 2662 nucleotides. RefSeq names its product chondroitin proteoglycan 1-like. The transcript is spliced from 3 exons. Bases 1 to 2556 code for a protein of 851 amino acids. The record is from RefSeq and is a predicted model, not a curated record. Lineage: Eukaryota; Metazoa; Arthropoda; Collembola; Entomobryomorpha; Isotomidae.
AUGCAUGCCUGCUUAUUUGCAGAUGAAGCUUGUCCAGCUGAAAGUGAGAAUUGUCCAGGUGAAAAUGAGACCUGUCCAGCCGAAAGCGAGACCUGUUCAGCCGAAAGUGAGACCUAUCCAGUCGAAAUUGAGACUCGCAUUGCCGAAAUUGAGACUUCAGCUGAAAAUGUGACUUGUCCAGCCGAAAGUGAGACUUGUCCAGCCGAAAGUGAGACCUGUUCAGCCGAAAGCGAGACCUGUUCAGCCGAAAAUGUGAUCUGUCCAGUCGAAAUUGAGACUCGCAUUGCCGAAAUUGAGCCUUCAGCUGAAAAUGAGACUUGUCCAGCCGAAAGUGAGACCUGUCCAGUGGAAAGUGAGACUUGUCCAGCCGAAAGUGAGACUUAUCCAGCUGAAAAAGUGACCUAUCCAGCCGAAAGUGAGACUUAUCCAGCUGAAAAUGUGACUUGUCCAGCCGAAAGUGAGACCUGUCCAGCCGAAAGCGAGACUUGUUCAGCCGAAAAUGUGAUCUGUCCAGUCGAAAUUGAGACUCGCAUUGCCGAAAUUGAGCCUUCAGCUGAAAAAGUGACCUGUCCAGCCGAAAGUGAGACUUAUCCAGCUGAAAAUGAGACUUGUCCAGUCGAAAUUGAGACUCGCAUUGCCGAAAUUGAGCCUUCAGCUGAAAAAGUGACCUGUCCAGCCGAAAGUGAGACUUAUCCAGCUGAAAAUGAGACUUGUCCAGCCGAAAGUGAGACCUGUCCAGCCGAAAGCGAGACCUGUCCAGUGGAAAGUGAGACUUGUCCAGCCGAAAUUGAGACUUGCCCAGUCGAACUUGAGACUUGCAUUGCCGAUUUUCAAGUCGAAAUUGAGACUCGCAUUUCCGAAAUUGAGACUCGCAUUGCCGAAAUUGAGCCUUCAGCUGAAAAUGUGACCUGUCCAGCCGAAAAUGCGACUUAUCCACUCGAAAAUGAAACCUGUGCAGUCAAAAUUGAGACUUGCAUUGCGGAUUGUCCAGUUGAAACUGAUACUCACAUUGCCGAAAAUGAGAGUUGCCCAGCUGAAAUAGAGACCUAUUCACCCGAAAUUAAGACUUAUCUUGUCGAAACUGAUACUUGCCCAGCUGAAAUUGAGACCUAUUCAGUCGAAAUUGAGACUUGCAUUGCCGAUUGUCCAGUUGAAAUUGAUACUCACACUGCCGAAUUUGAGACUUGUCCAACCGAAAAUGCGACUUAUCCAGUCGAAAUUGAGACUUGUAUCCCCGAAAUUGAGAUUUGUCCAGCAGAAAUUGAGACUUGCAUUGCCGAUUGUCCAGUUGAAACUGAUACUCACAUUGCCGAAUUUGAGACCUGUCCAGUCGAAAGCGAGACCUGUCCAGUGGAAAGUGAGACUUGUCCAGCCGAAAGUGAGACUUAUCCAGCUGAAAAUGUGACUUGUCUAGCCGAAAGUGAGAUCUGUCCAGUCGAAAUUGAGACUUGUAUUGCCGAAAUUGUGACUUGUCUAUCAGAAAGUGAGACUUAUCCUGUAGAACUUGAGACUCAAAUUGACACUAUUACUGCUACACAAGAUGAAGAAUUAUGCUCACCUUCUAAUGAAGAAAGCAAUAUUUGUCACACAGCGGAAGUAAACGCCACAAUAAAACAUGGAAAUCCACAGCAGGAAGAUGACGACAAUUGUCCGUGUUUACAUUCUCACACCGAACCUCCCACCGAUAUUCUCGCUCUCGACGAAGAAUACAGUGAAGCCGACUCCCCCAUUUGCAUCUCUGAUGAUGACCAAUUUUUCGAAAAUGUAAAAAAUAUCAACGAAUUCAUCAACAAAGUUCAAUCCAAGGAAAAAGAUAGCGACACGGAUGAAACCACGUCACACUACUUCGAGGAUGACAGCGAAGAAGCAGAAGAAAUCACCGAACAAACUUAUCCUGAGCCGGACCCAUUACCAAUUUCAUCCCCCACCGACGAUACCGACAAUGACAAUAAACACGAUAAAAUUGGGCCAACCUUUGUCAGCGUCCCUGUCAUUUCCGUAAGUCGGAUAAGCCUCAACGAUGCUGAUCCGGCAUCCUGGGGUGACCUUGUCCACCUCAUUUCUCAAGUCCCCUGCGCUGGGUCCGUUUUGUCGAGGGUGGAAUCCGACGGGGAAAGUACGGAUAGCGAAACAGACACUGAUUUCAUGAACUUGAUUACGAAUUCGAUAUCAAAAUCCGACGUCACACUGCAAGCACGAGACCCCAUCAGUCUGUGUGGUCAUAGUGGCGACGAAGUUAAGGAAAAGUGUGACAUCGUCGUGGCUGAAUCCAGUCUGACCAAAGAAAUGAAUGCUAAUGGUGAAAAAAUCGUGACAAAAUCUUCUGAAAUCUUGAUGGAUACAAAAACCAGUCCCACAACCAUUCUAAAGUUUCAACCAACGUCGAAAGUCUCUCCUCUCCACUUGAUUUUGGAAGACACACCGAAAAAACAGAGACGAAAUGAUUCGACGACUACGCCGCAGCAAGGAAAUGAUAAUAAGUUGCAUCAACUCGGAAACAUUCUCGCAGCACCGUUCAGAACUAUUUUGAAUUUCUUUAGAAUUAAGAAAACGUAAAUAAUACUCUUCUUAGAGGUGGAUUAUACAUAGCUUAAUUUUACUUAAUUUGAAAAUGACAUGAAUAAAAAAUGCUCGGAACUGGCAAAGUGUAAAUCAAGAGUUU